AACUGAAACCAUACCAUUCAGCUACCGCAUUUGCAACGUGUUUCAUCUUUACUUAUUUGUACAGAAAACCAAUAUGGCUAAGAUUUUGGUAUUUCUCUCAGCACUCCUCGUUCUGGGAGCUGCAGCUCCUCAGAACCUGCAGCAAAAAGGGGGAACUCCAUUGCAAGAGCGCAAAACCAAGACGGAUUGGGAGCAGAUAACAAACACUAUCGAGGAAGUUUUCGGCAUCACUUCCGAUGGAAAGCAACAAGACAAACAGGAAGAUUCAGAACAAGCCGCCGACGAUCGUCACAUUGAGCGUAAGCGUGAGUUCAACGAUCGUCAACAGGAAGGCACCGGUAUGCAAAACCGCGAAGAACGCAAUCGUGAAGCAAUCGGACGUGCCCAAGGACGAUUGCCAAUACGUGAAGUACGCCGUCGACAACAAAAAUCCCGCCAGGAGCAACAACUUGGUGUGAAAAAACAGACCCAAUCGGGGCAGGAUGAUAAGCAAGGUGAAAAAGUUGAUCGUUACUACAAUGAUUUCCCACUGUACGAGUUCGCUUACGGUGUGCAUGAUCCGUCAACGGGUGACAAAAAGGAACAGUGGGAAAAGCGAGUCGGUGAUCAUGUGAAGGGAAAGUACACGCUUGAUCAGCCCGAUGGUACGAAGCGUGUGGUUGAGUAUGAGGCCGACGACAGGAAUGGAUUUGAGGCGAUUGUCAAAGAAAUCGAUCGUAUUGAUGAUCGUCAUCGAGGUGAUGUUCGCUGGGGACAUUCCGAUGCUCCUGUAGCGCAAAGUUACAGUAAGCUGAAGAAAGUGGAUUAAGGCGCCAAACGCAUGCAGAAGAAAGGGGUUUUAGUAGACAAAUAAAAAUUAUAAGGAAGGAUAAGAGAAGAUAUGAGAUGAAUGAUAUAAGUUAAC
Messenger RNA from Anopheles funestus (African malaria mosquito), 904 nucleotides. RefSeq lists its product as uncharacterized. Lineage: Eukaryota; Metazoa; Arthropoda; Insecta; Diptera; Culicidae. The record is from RefSeq and is a predicted model, not a curated record. Bases 74 to 808 code for a protein of 244 amino acids. The transcript has 2 exons. Gene Ontology annotation, cellular component: extracellular matrix.